CCAUAUCCUCCAACUUCGAGCAUCUACUCGUCUGGACGCCGUCCAUCUUCCACUCGUCAUUUGACUCGGCUCUGCGGCGGGGGGCUCGUUGCCCGCUCCUGCCAGACACUCUUAUCUGCCCGCUUCUCCUCCCAUCGAUUAUCUUCUGCCCCCCCCCUCCUCCUCUUCUUCUCAUCCCAACAUGACGCUCGACACAGAAGCCAUCGCAAAGGUCCACGCGGCCCUCUUCCCCGGCUUCGGGCCCACACCGGCGCGCCUCGUCCCCGCGCUUGCGGAUGAGCUCGGGUGCGCCGCAGUGUACGUUAAAGACGAGAGCUCGCGCUACGGCCUGCCAGCGUUCAAGGUGCUCGGGGCGAGCUGGGCAGUUUGCUCCGUGCUGGGGCAGCGGUGGGGUGUUGAUCCGUGGGACAUUGAAGUGCUGCGCGCAAGGGUGAAGGAAGUGCCGGGAUUGACUGCGUUUGCGGCGACGGACGGCAACCAUGGGCGUGCGGUCGCCCAUACCGCCCGCCUACUGGGUUUUGCUGCGCACAUUUUCGUCCCGUCUACCGUAGAGCAGUGGUCGAUAGACGCCAUCGCUUCGGAGGGGUGUCCUGUCACUCCCGUCGACGCGGACUACGACGGGGCAGUAGAGGCCGCGCUGCAGGCAUCGCGCAAGCUCGGCAAAUUGGGCCUCUUUGUGCAGGAUACGAGCUUUGAGGGGUACACGGACAUUCCGCUGCGUAUUGUGCACGGCUACUCGACGAUCGCAAGCGAGCUGUCGACGCAGCUGCCCGUUCCGCCCAGCGUAGUCGUCGUCCCGGUCGGCGUUGGUUCGCUCGCCCACGCCAUUGUGUCGUACUAUGGCGCAGGGGGCGCACAUCCAGCGCGCGUGAUCAGCGCCGAGCCAGAUGCCGCACCAUGCCUUCAUGCCUCACUGGCCGCUGGCAACCUCACCAGCACGACUGAGCAACGGUUUACGAUCAUGCCGGGACUCAACUGCCCGACUGUGAGCGCGUUGGGUUGGGACGACUUGCGCGCAAGUAUCCGGCCUGCAGACGCCAUGGUUGUGACGGACGCCGAGGCGGAGGCGGCGAUGGCGCGGCUCAGCGAGGUGGGGUGUGCGGUCGGCCCAUGCGGCGCAGCGACGCUCGCAGCGGCCAGAAAGGCGCAGUUUGAGAAGGACGAUGUUGUGGUGCUCAUUUGCACUGAGGGGCUGCCGCAGAAGUAGACUAGAUGUAUGGAUAUCUGUG
Messenger RNA from Cutaneotrichosporon oleaginosum, 1229 nucleotides. RefSeq lists its product as uncharacterized. Lineage: Eukaryota; Fungi; Basidiomycota; Tremellomycetes; Trichosporonales; Trichosporonaceae. The record is from RefSeq and is a predicted model, not a curated record.